CGCUAACCACAGACACAGCUGAUAAUACGAGUCCAGAAAAUAGGAUAAUAGCGACGAGACGAUAUUGAAUAAUAUAAAUAAAGCCCAACGCAGAGGAAACCACGACCGAAAAAACGCUGGACAGGAACUGGAAAAGCUAGGGCAGCGCAACUGCAACCAAACCCACACACGAUGUACACAUAUUUACCGCUGCGGCUCGUCCUGAGGCUGAUACCAGCUCUGUUCGUGCUGCUCGGCGCCCGAGUCAGUGGCAACAACCAGCAAAUGCAAAUGCAGCUGGAGCCCAGCAGUGAAAAAGUGCUGGAGGGCCUGCAGGAGAGCUUUAUCAGUCUCCCGGAGCCGCACACGCGUGACCACAGCGAAAUGCUGGGCGACCUGCGGAUCGUGCCGCCCCACCUUGACUUUGGAACAUGGUCUGUGGGGCAGGCGCGCACGAAGCAAGUGACGCUGUUCAACCAGCACACGAAUCGCACGCUCCAACUGAACUCUGUGGUGGGUCCGAGUCCGGCCUUCUACAGCAGUUUCUUUGGAACGCGCGAGGUGCCGCCGCUGGGCAACACGACAUUCAGUGUGGUCUUUCUUCCGCGUCAGCUGGGUGCCAUAUCAACGGAUCUUCUCAUACACACCUCCUUCGGUCGUGCGGAGAUGACGGUGCGCGGCGAGGGUAGCGAGUGUCCGUAUCGCCUCAAGCCGCUGGUGGGCAUUAAGGCGCCCAUCAAUGCAACGCUUACUCCAGAGAUUCACAUGUACAAUCCGCACGAGCGUCCGCUGCAGAUACUCGAGAUUUACAGCAGUGGCGGGGAGUUCCAGUUGGAGCUGCCCAGCGGUGGCUCCGAGGGACCACAGAAUCUCUGGGAGAUACCGCCGCACACGCUGAAGCCAGUCAUAAGGAUCUCCUUCCAUGGCCGCACCGCCGGCAACCACAGCGCCUACAUACGCAUCAAGAUAUCCGAACUGGAGGAGCUCGAGGAGAGCAUACUGGUGAUACCCGUGGAGUUCGAGAUCCUGCCCAAGCACACACCCUACGCACGCAACCCGCUGGCGGACUUUGGUCGCGUGGCCACCCACAAUGCGGAGGCCAUGGAGUUCAAGCUGGACAUGCACGACCACAACGAGCACAGCAGCGAGCUUUUCGGCAGCUAUCUGCGGAAUAUUCCGGGCCUCUUCUUCGAUCCCAACAGCACGAGCAUCGUGCUCGAUCCCAAGCUGUUCGAGAGCAGCGAAACGAUCAACGACCUGCUGGUGAUCAGCAGCAAGAGCUCCAGCUCCAGCCCGGACCCAGUGCAACCUUUCACGGUUCUGGUCCGAGCAGAGAUCUUCAAGGGCGGCCUCUCCUUCGAUGGGAAUGUCACCAAAUUUCUAACCGGCGGCUCCACCGCCGAUGGCUCGGAGGCAGCCUCACCGCUGGAGCGGAAACGCUCGCUGGUGGUGCGCAACAACUUUGCCAUGCCCCUCAUCCUCUACAAUGUGAGCCUGAGCGAGCCGAUAGACGAGUCGCUGCUGGAGGUGACCAUGAUGGGUGAUGCGCUGCAAGUGCUGCUGCAGCCAGGCGACUCUGUGGAGCUGCUAAAGCUCAAUCUGCUCAACGAUGAGGUGAUGUUCAAGUCCUCCCUACGGAUCGACACGAAUGUCACCACCUUCGAGAUGCCAGUGGUCUCGUGCAGCGGCCGUCUGCACGUCUCCGCGCAGCCAUUUGUGUUGCGGAUACCACAGAAGAAGCGCGAGCGAGAGCUGCAGCCGGAAGUGCCCAGCCUGGAGCUGGAUCUGGGCACUGUGCCAUAUGCCCAGAUGUCGCGCGAUGGCUAUGUCAUCCUGCGCAACGACAAUCCCAUGCCCAUUAAGAUCACAAAUUGGUUCUUCAAGGAGCCCAAAACCGUCUACUCGACCAGCUCCUUCUUUGGCUGCCUGCUCGCGGAGGACAUUGAGAACUCGCAGGAUGACUUGAACGAGGCCACGCGGCUGCACAUCUGCCGGUACUUGGGCCAGGGCGACAGCGCCGUCUUCCAGGUGGCCGUCAAGACCUACAUCGAUGGUCCCGCCGAGGGCACCCUCAAGGUGUGGACACCCUACGAGGUGGUGCGGGUGCCCGUCAAGUUCAAGGCCUCCAUGGGACAGCUGGACAUCGACCAAGAGCAGCUGAGCUUCAAGAACUGCUUCCCCGGCAAGAUCUGCACCGCUGUGCUGAGCAUCCGCUCCAGCUUCACGCAUCCCGUGCACGUGAAGAGCAUCAGCUUCGCCAAGCCGGGUCUACGCUUCAAGGACUUCAAUGCCAAGGGCACAACCAUCGCUGCCCAGACGCUCACCAAGGUGGGUCGCAUCUACUUUGAGCCGACGGCCAUGUGCCAGAGUCAGUGCUACAUUCGUGACUCCACUAACGAUCAGGCCGUGUUCCCCAGCAUACCGGGUGGAGGAUCACUUAGCGGAGAGCCCAGCAGCAUCAACAACAAUCUGCUCUACGAUGGCGUGGAGCUGCGCCAGCGCACGGAGCUCUAUCGGCAGUUCAAGCGGCAGCUGCAGGCCCUCACCCUGACGCUGCACAGCGACGAGCUGCCGCCGCUGGAGCUGGACUUUGCCAUUGCCGUGGAGUGGCCAAAACUGGUGCAAUUCCAGCCCAUACCCCCGACGCCGGCCAUCGAGAUCAGUCAGGUGCAGCGGCAGUGGAUAACGCUGACGAAUCCGUCGCAGCAGCCGCUGCUCCUCGACUACUUUCUGUCGGAUCCGGCCUACGCCAGACGAACACAACUCUCGCUGCCCCACGAGGUGAUCGAUGUCAGCUCCACCAGCUGCUAUCUGACCGAUCGUGAGGUCUUCUCGCUGCCCGAGGCCGGUGGCCCCAUUCUGCUGCCCGGUGGAUCCAGCCUCACCAUUCCAAUCACCUUCAGCGCCUAUCAGCCGGAAAAGUACUGCACCCUACUCCAUGUGAGGAGUAAUCUGACGCUCUACGAGGCUGUCUGGCUGCAGGCACGCGCCGUGCAAUCCCAGUUCCGCUUUGGCAAUCGUCGUCCCGGCUCCCUGACGCCGCUGCUCUUCGAUGUGCCGCCGGAUCAGUUUGCAGACUGCCAGUCCGGCGACAAGGCUGUGGUUACGGUCCGGAGUUUUACGGCUCGCAAUGCGGGCGUCAUACCCAUGAGGAUCGAGGGAUUCCUGAUUGGUUCGCUGCCCUGCGAGGACUACGGCUUCAAGGUGAUGGACUGCGCAGGCUUCGAUCUAGGUGAGAAUGAGACGCGCAAGGUAGAGAUUGCAUUCAGCUCGGACCUAACGACAUCGCGCGUGAAGCGAACGCUGACGCUGAUCACGAAUCUCACCUACGACAUUGGAUACUUUAUGCUCGCCCAAAUGCCGUCCGACAGCGUGGAGCAGUGCGCCGUCCAUUUGGUGCGACCCGUGUGGGAGACAUCGCUGCGCAAUGCUGCACUUGUGGUGCUGCUGGCCAGCUUCUGUCUGGUUUUGGUGGCGGCUGUGUUUGAUUCGAAGGCCAUUAUGACGCAGCAGAGUGCGUACGAUGCGGCGCGGUACAAGGGCCCCGUACAGCCCACUUUUAAUCUGCGGAAUAUUGUAAAGAUGCAGGCCGAGGAGGCGGCAGCCAAAACAGAGGCAGUGCAGCAGCAGCAUCAUCAUCACCAUAACCACCAGCAACAGCAGCGGGCCAGGAAUGGCAACCAAGUGAAGGAAGUGCGUAAGAGGACAUUCAUGGCGCCCACAACUACGACAGCGUCGCGGAAAUCCAAGCCCUCCUGGUCAUCCUGGGGCAUGGACAUGAAUUCCCUUAGCAAGCACUUGCAGAAAGCACCGAAACCAAAGCCCCAAGCCAUAGUAAAUCCCACACCCAAUCCUCCACAGCCCACGCCAGUGCCCGUGGAGUCCGUCAAACCCGCGAAAAAAUCAGCGACGCCAUCACCGCCACAGCCAGCAGCGCCAGUGCGACCCCAGAAAAAGAUCAGACAGACAUCCGUGGUUGUGGCAGCAACAGCAGCUAAGCCCAAGACAGCAGAGCCAUCGCCCAAGACAGCAGAACCAGCGACCAAAGUAGAGCCCAAAGCAGAGCCAUCACCCAAAUCAGAGCCAGCGCCCAGGGCAGAACUAUCACCAAAGGCAGAACCAGUGUCCAAAGCAGACCCUUCACCCAAAGCUGAACCUUCCCCCAAAGCAGAACCCUCGCCUGUGUGUACCCCAGUCGUCCAGGAGGUGCAGGAGAAACCAAUGCCCAAGCCGAGUGCCCCACAGCCAGAGAAUAUAUCGCCCAAACCCGUCAAGAUGCAGGAGCCACGCGUGCUUAAGGAACAGAAUGGAUCGGCCAAGAAGUUGGGCAAGACUCCGGGACGCGAGAGGGAGCGGGAGCGACGCAAGGAACAAAAGGCCACCACCAACGGCACAUCGUCUGUGGGCGCAGUGAGGAAAUCGGAGCGUAAGCAGCGUCAGAAGCAGCUCAACUUUGGCCAAGCCGCAACCAGCACCUCGCCACCAGCCUCGCCGGAUACCAUGAAGUGCAUCACAUCGCCAUGGGAGACCAGCAGUCGGGUGUCGUUCAGGGAUGUGCUACAAACAGCCAGUAGCCAGGCGGCACCAAUGGAUAAUGGAAUACAUUUGGCAGGAGCAGCCACAGCAGCAACGGUGGCACCUCCAGUAGCAGUCGUAGAACAACCAGUGGCAGCACCAGCAGCAGGAGGAGCAUCAGCUGCAUCAUCAAGCGAUCUCGGACCGAUUGGAGGUAGCCGAAAGAACUCGACGCCGCCAGCGAUGACAUCUUUGUGGGAACCCUUGUCGGCCACAGCCAGCAAUUCGCUCUUUGCCAAUGCGGAGAUUGAGCUGCCACCCGUGGAUGAUCUGUACGAGCAGAGGGAACGGGAACGACAGCUGCAACAACAGCAGGUGCAGUGGGAGCGCAGCGAAUUGGUUAUGCAGCAGCAAUUGCUGCUGCAGCAGGCCCAACAAUUGGAGUUGCAGCAGCGGCAGCAGGAACAGCAGCAGAAGCAGCUGCAGCAGGAGAAACUCUUGCUGCUGGCCAAUAUGGAGAGCAACAAUUGGGGUUCGCCCUGGUCGCCGCUGGGCUACGGUGCUUGGCCGGAUCAGCCGACGGGUGUGGUGAAUGUUGUGCGCCCGCCACCGGGUCUCAGUCAGCUGCUGGCCACAUCGCACAACAUUGCACAAGAGCAACAACAGGGGACAGCAGCAGGAGUGGCAGCAGUUGGAGGAAUAGGAAUUGGAGCUGUAGCUGGAGCAGUAGCAGGACCCGGCGAGAGUCUGCCUACUCAAUAUGAUCCAUUCACCUCGCCAAGCUCAAUCUGGUCAGACACCUGGCGUCAGUCUUCGCAACGCAACAACAACCACAACAACAACAAUCACAUGAACUGAGAAGGAGUCGGUGGGAGGAACAAGCUCACAGAUCAAAUAACUGAAAUGAAAUCAACCAAAUGAAAUUCUUACCACAUAAACACAAAACUUAGGCUAUGCGAUAAACGAUGGAUGGAUGGAUGGAUGGAUGAUGAUUAUUAAUAUGAAACAAAACAAGACGAGACGAGGACUAAGACGUAGCUGAUGGAGCAGGGACGAAGCAUGAUCUUUUCCAAUUUGACUUUUGACUAAAUAAACGCAAAGAUAAAAUGACUUUCAUAUUA
This is a messenger RNA of Drosophila guanche, 5615 nucleotides long. RefSeq names its product transmembrane protein 131 homolog (gene Tmem131). NCBI's taxonomy places the organism in Eukaryota, Metazoa, Arthropoda, Insecta, Diptera, Drosophilidae. Gene Ontology annotation, cellular component: membrane. The record is from RefSeq and is a predicted model, not a curated record. The transcript is spliced from 3 exons. Bases 172 to 5352 code for a protein of 1726 amino acids.